AUGUUGGAUGAUAAUAAGCUGGCAAUACUAUCUUCUACUGGAUGUUUUAUAAGUAUACGAGAUGAAGAUGACUCUUUAGUUGCAAAGAAUCGAACUGUUGGUCCAAAUGAAUUAGUUAAAGUUAGACUCCAUGCUAUUGAAAAUACAGAACAAGAGAUUAAUAAAUUGGACGAAAAGAAAGGGAAUAUUAAAGAUAUAGAAAAAAAUUAUGUAAAAAUGUUCCAAAAAUUUCAAGAUAAGAAGAUGCGUAUGAUCGAAGGAAAAAGAAGUGAAUUAAAGAAAGCUCAAAAAGAAGGAAAAUUACACGAAUCAUUAUUAGACAGAAGAGCAAAGACAAAAGCAGACAGAUAUUGUAAAUAGUACCUAUAUAGGUUUUAAAUUGUAUUUUUUGAAUGGAUCGAUACUUUGAUAAAUAUUAUAUUAAAUAUU
This is a messenger RNA of Diuraphis noxia (Russian wheat aphid), 429 nucleotides long. It is a transcript of the gene FRG1, whose product is annotated as FSHD region gene 1. Gene Ontology annotation, cellular component: nucleolus; striated muscle dense body; catalytic step 2 spliceosome. Lineage: Eukaryota; Metazoa; Arthropoda; Insecta; Hemiptera; Aphididae. Gene Ontology annotation, molecular function: actin filament binding. The record is from RefSeq and is a predicted model, not a curated record.